This is a messenger RNA of Mytilus californianus (California mussel), 1400 nucleotides long. Its product is annotated as ran-specific GTPase-activating protein-like. Gene Ontology annotation, cellular component: nuclear pore; cytoplasm. Lineage: Eukaryota; Metazoa; Mollusca; Bivalvia; Mytilida; Mytilidae. Gene Ontology annotation, biological process: nucleocytoplasmic transport. The transcript is spliced from 6 exons. Bases 263 to 958 code for a protein of 231 amino acids. Gene Ontology annotation, molecular function: GTPase activator activity. The record is from RefSeq and is a predicted model, not a curated record.
AUGUGUGUUUCAGGGUAGACAAAUCUUGUACCUAGAAAAAAGAUGGGGAUGACUUUUCAAAACGACAACGACAAAGGAAGGGACAAAAAUCAGACAAUAUAAUAGUGGUUGUCUUAUUUCAACAAAGCUUGAACUACAUUUUCACAUUAUUUGUAGUAUAUAAAGUUAUUUCUUCAACAUUUUCAGAGCGAACCAAAAGGCCUUUGAAAGCGCCAUUCAGCCUCCAGAAAACGUGAAAUAAAUCGAUCCCCAUCCUCUAAACAUGGCAGAUGAUAAGCAUGAUGACUCAGUUGAUGAAUCUCCAGAAAUCCAUUUUGAACCUGUGAUAAAGUUACCAGAAAUAGAGGUUAAAUCAUUGGAAGAAGAGGAAGAAGAAGUAUUAAAGUUACGUGCAAAACUAUUUCGAUUUGACAAUUCUUUUGACCCGCCAGAAUGGAAAGAACGUGGAACUGGAGAUUGUAAGCUGUUAAAGCAUAAAGAAACUGGUUUGAUACGUGUUCUUAUGAGACGAGAUAAGACACUAAAAGUUUGUGCCAAUCAUUUCAUUACAGCACAGAUGGAAUUAAAGCCAAACUGUGGCAGUGAUCGUGCCUGGUUAUGGAGUGUGGCGGCUGAUUAUGCAGAUGAGGAAGCCAAGCCAGAAACAUUGGCAAUACGAUUUGCUAAUGCUGAAAAUGCACAGAAAUUCAAUGAAAAAUUUAAUGAAGCAAAGACAAACAACGUAAAGCUACUAGAGAAAGAAAAAUUAGGAAGACUAGAGAACGGAGAGGGAGAUAAAAAAGACACUGAUAAAGUGGCGGAGAAGUUGGGUGAGAUGUCCGUGAAAUCAGACGGUAGUGAAAACAAGGUGGAAAAUAAGACUGAUGACCAGAAAACUGAAACCAGUGAAGAGAAAACAGAAACAAAUGAUGAGAAAAAGGAGAAAGAUUCUCCAAAAAAGACAGAAAGUGUUUCGUGAUUUGUGAAGCUUUGGGAAAUUGCCCAGCAUUACAAAUCAGUUAUUCUGAGAAAUUUUUAGUUCCUCAUUUGUGGGAGGUAAACAAGAAGACUUGUAUAAUCAGUUGUAUGUCUUGGAUAGGUAUAAACAUUGUCAUCAGUUUUCAAAAUUGAACAGUUUUGACUGUUAACAGUUGAUAAUCAGUUGUUUAAUCUGUCGUCUCAUAAAUGUGGGGAAAAUGUCAUCUAAUUCAUGAAAAAAAUUACUUUGUUCGGUUUUUCAGUGGGAAACAUGGGAAAUAUCCUUCAAUUGUGGGAUGAAUUUAUUACCAUUUGAUGCAAAUCAUAACAUCUGCAUUAUUUCUAUUCUAAGUCAUUUCUUGUUAUUGUGAUCAGCUGUUCAUGAAUUUAUUUUCAAGUAAUAAUUGAAUUAUCGGUACUUACAAAUAAAGAUACAAAUGUAA